AUACAUUGCAAUGAACCGUCGRCAAUGUACCUCGCAUAYAGCGCGAACAUGUGCAGUGAUGGGCGUUUUCGGSAUUGUUGUAACAACGAUGCUGUCGAACACGAUAGUAUCCGCCUUCUGUCCCAUCAAUAAACUUUUUCCUGGAAAAUACACGAUUUGCAACASCGACAGCAGGAUUUUUACUGAAAAAGAGUUUGUCUUUUUYGCGACGACKGAUGAUUCGAGUGACGAUACCACACUUGCUGUGGACGAACUUUUGGAACAAGUCGACGUGAAGGACGGAAAGAAAGAAAAUUUGGACGAAGACAAGAUCCGAGAAUUAAUGACGGAGCUGUCUUCGAACGCGGAUCAAUAUAUUUGGGACGAAACAUCUUCAUCUUCGCUUUUUGAGCCACUCAUAGGAUAYUACAAUGUAUCAUGUACUAUUACGGCGAAACCGAACGAYAAUCCAGUCGGCGGGAAGUGGACCCGCGGACUUUGGACAGUCAAACGCACGAUGCAACACGUAUUGCCUCCCUUGCCAGYGGACAUAUCCUCGACCAGGAAGGAUAGUGGAAAAGACGGGCUCUACGAAAUGGAUAGUGGCGUAGCGAAAGAAGAUGCUGUCGCCGCUUUGGCUGUGGCUCAGGUAAUUAAUGCWAUUAGGUUAGAAUUGCUUUGGGGUUUCGUGAAUAUUUGGGUUUUGUUGAGAGGCGAUGCUGUGCCCCUUAAGCAGGUCAAAAACAUACCCACAAAAGCAACUGAGGAYGAUUUGAAAAAGAAGAGGACUAUUCCGAAACUWCUCCCAAAUCUCUCAGACCGCACUGUMAAGGCCUACUUCGAUCGUCCAAAGAUCGGUCUAAGCCUGCAAGGCAGAAAGAAGUCAAACCCUCUGUUGAAGCGAGUGCUUACGCUGGGUCCCACAUCGGCGGUUGUUUUGGAUACGCCAUAUGCUGAUACCCAGGUUCGUCUAGGCAAAGGAGGCACUAGCGGCUCGCAAUUUGUCUUUCGUCGUUUGCCGGAUACCGACAAGGAAGCCAUCGAAGAAUGGAAGUGGGUAUUGGAAAAGUCGACGGCAAAUUCCAGCCAGAGAUUAACAAAGAAUAAGCUCCUUUUUCGUGUGGGAAUCUUAGGGGUAGCAUUCAGCAUUUUGUCAAGAGUCCUGCAGCAGCAUUGGAUGAAAAYGGGUGCCGCAGUGUCCGCAAUUCUUUCGGGUAUAUCGAUGAUCGGUAUUCUUAAUAGCACAGGAGGAAUAGAGACCAAAGGCGACACAUACAUGGUAGGAAAACAGUAGAUACUUGUUGAGAGGUAAUCAUACCUGAUCAGACUACACAACAUUUAUUUCUAAUAACAUCGACUUCGGAAACGAUGUCUCAACUAGCCUCUAGUACGAUCACAUCACCAAAGCAAAAGUAGAGCGAAAGGACGGAUCCAUAKUAGAAAAGGACACAAAACGCGAAGGAACUUUGAUGGAACCGUGUAUUCCUGUUGGUACGAUGUACGAAAGAAYAGUUGUACCAAAGCUCACAACCAAAAUUGUUGAUACGACGAUGUACAAUACAGAGGGGCCCAGGGUUGUUAUAGGAAGCUAUCAUCGCACCUCAUCACACAAAUGUUUGGAAGAACAWAGACAAGUUGAAAAAACCGACGAUUUCGUCACCGCCGAAAAUGGCCUUGCUUGAUCUAAAAAAACUUCAGAGGAAUGCUACUCCAAAGCAGACAUCAAUUACACAUCUCUGCCACUCAAAUUCACAAAUCAUAAGACUUGUUUUGAUUACUGYGAGUUUGCGUUCGUUUGACAAGCCUCGGUCAACGCAGAGUAGAUAGUAAUAAUGGACACAAUCCAGU
Messenger RNA from Pseudo-nitzschia multistriata, 1827 nucleotides. The record is from the annotation of a GenBank genome assembly. NCBI's taxonomy places the organism in Eukaryota, Bacillariophyta, Bacillariophyceae, Bacillariales, Bacillariaceae.